AUGGUUCAAAAAGUUUUAUUAUUAGGUUCAGGUUUUGUUGCCAAACCAACAGUUGAUAUUUUAUCAUCAGAUCCAAACAUUGAAGUUACAGUUGCAUGUAGAACUUUAUCAAAAGCAAAAGAAUUAGCUAGUGAUAAAGCUCAAGCCAUUUCUUUAGAUGUUACAAAUGAACAAGCAUUAAAUGAAGCAGUUGCAAAAUUUGAUUUGGUUAUAUCAUUGAUUCCAUAUACUUAUCAUGUAAAUGUUGUUAAAGCAGCUAUUAAAAACAAGAAACACGUUGUUACUACAUCAUAUAUAAAUCCUCAAUUAAAAGCUUUAGAAAAAGAAAUUGAAGAUGCUGGAAUUACAGUCAUGAAUGAAAUCGGAUUAGAUCCAGGUAUUGAUCAUUUAUAUGCUGUUAAAACUAUUGAAGAAGUUCAUAAAGAAGGUGGAAAAAUCAAAUCUUUCUUAAGUUAUUGUGGUGGAUUACCAGCUCCUGAAAAUUCAGAUAAUCCUUUAGGUUAUAAAUUUUCUUGGAGUUCAAGAGGUGUCUUAUUGGCUUUGAGAAAUUCUGCUAAAUAUUGGUUAAAUGGUGAUGUUGUUGAUGUUAAAUCUGAAGAUUUAAUGGCUUCUGCUAAACCUUAUUUUAUUUAUCCGGGUUUUGCUUUAGUUUGUUACCCAAAUAGAGAUUCAACAACAUAUAAAGAAUUAUAUAAUAUUCCAGAAGCUGAAACUGUUAUAAGAGGAACUUUAAGAUUUCAAGGUUUCCCGGAGUUUGUUAAAGUUUUAGUUGAUACUGGAUUUUUAAAAGAUGAAGAAACUGAAAUCUUUACAAAGGAAGGUCCAUGGAAUGAAGCCACUGCCACUUUAAUUGGUGCUAAAUCAUCGUCUCAAGAAGAUAUAGUAGCUAAAAUUAAAGAAUUAACUAAAUUCAAAUCUCAAGAAGAUGAAGAAAGAAUUCUUGAUGGUUUCAAAUGGUUAGGUUUAUUCUCAACAAAUCCAAUUAAACCAAAAGGUAACCCAUUAGAUACAUUAUGUGCAACAUUGGAAGAUUUAAUGCAAUAUGAAGAAGGUGAAAGAGAUUUAGUCAUUUUACAACAUAAAUUUGGUAUUGAAAAUAAAGAUGGUACAACAGAAACAAGAACUUCAACAUUAGUUGAUUAUGGUAAACCAGAUGGUUAUUCAUCAAUGGCUAAAUUAGUUGGUGUACCAUGUGCUGUUGCUACAAAACAAAUCUUGAAUGGAACUUUAAAUAAAAAGGGUUUAUUAGCUCCAAUGAGUUCUGAUAUCAAUGAUUCAAUUAUGAAAGAAUUAAAAGACGAAUACGAUAUUUACUUAGUUGAAAAAACUCUUUAA
Messenger RNA from Lodderomyces jiufengensis, 1335 nucleotides. RefSeq names its product saccharopine dehydrogenase (NADP+, L-glutamate-forming) (gene LYS9). Gene Ontology annotation, molecular function: saccharopine dehydrogenase activity. NCBI's taxonomy places the organism in Eukaryota, Fungi, Ascomycota, Pichiomycetes, Serinales, Debaryomycetaceae. The transcript has a single exon. Gene Ontology annotation, cellular component: cytoplasm. The coding region runs from base 1 to 1335 and encodes 444 amino acids. The record is from RefSeq and is a predicted model, not a curated record.